AUUUGAAUGUGGAACAGGACAGAGGCUGGUUGGGUUGUUGGCUUAGAAAGCAGUUACAGAUGACGCGGUUAUUGCAAGAACUCCUAAAAAAUAUUAGAAGUUAUGAUAACACGAAAAAAAGAAGAAUAGUUAGAUGGAUGCAGAAAUGGGGUAUCCUGAAAAGUAGGAUGCAGUGUCCAAAAUGCAAUCGAAGCAUGCGCCUGGAAAAAUGCGAUCGCAGCGAUGGGUUACGAUGGGUCUGUAAGCAUCACAAAAGUUCACCACUCUCUGUGCGCAAUGGCUCAAUAUUCACCAAUUCUCACACCCCUUUGGUGAAAUGGCUUGAGUUUAUGUACAGGUUUGCACAAGGUUUGCAGUUGAAGCAGCUUGCCAUGAUCAAUGACGGUAUAGCAGGAAGCUCAAAGACACUGACAAGAAUGACAAAAGUACUCAGAAAGGUGUGCAUUGCUGCCCUCAAGAGACUGAGGAUCAGAGGAAUGAGAAUUGGUGGUCAACAUCGAUUUGUUGUUAUUGACGAGAGCAAAUUUGCUCACAAACGAAAGUACCAUCGUGGCCGAUGUGGCAACACUUGGCGGCGUAAACGCCAGUGGGUCUUCGGGAUGCUAGAGGUUGAUGGCCUUUCCAGAAGACCCAUUCUGAGACUCACCAAGGACCGCUCAAGGUACAUAGAUCUGCAUAUCAUCAGCGUAGCAGUGAAAUGA
Carassius carassius (crucian carp) is the source of this 701-nucleotide messenger RNA. RefSeq lists its product as uncharacterized. Bases 60 to 701 code for a protein of 213 amino acids. The transcript has 6 exons. NCBI's taxonomy places the organism in Eukaryota, Metazoa, Chordata, Actinopteri, Cypriniformes, Cyprinidae. The record is from RefSeq and is a predicted model, not a curated record.